AUGUGGGGGGUUGUGUGUUUGUUGGAUCCUUCCAGGGGUCCCGCGAGGAUGGCUGCCUACUUUUGGUAUGCCAACACCUUCAUCUUGCACAUCAUCGGGGGCCUCUUCACAAGCAAGGUGCUUGUCACGAUUUGGGGGCAAGAGACGCCUACUUGGUUCUGCCCUGCCAGCUUUGGCCUGCUCUUCGUCAUUUACGUGAUCGGCUUGCCAACGCUCGCCUACAUGUUUGGCGUCUGUACGAUGAAUCCAGACAUCCGCUUCCCAGGCAGAGAUCAGGUGGGGCUGGGUCUAUAUGUGGGAGGAUCCUUGUAUUCCCUGGCCUAUGAAGUGGGCCGUUUCCGCUGGAAGGCCCGGCCAGAACACAAAGGGAAGCUUCACAAAGAGGGCCUGGCUGCUUGGAGCAUUCAUCCCAACUACUUCGGGGACCUCUUUGCCUACACCGGCUGGGGGCUGGCCUCUGGCACCACCUGCGCGGUGAGCAUCCCCAUCUUCAUGAUCUUCACCUUUGUCUUCGUGAUUAUGCCCAACUCCGACAGCUACCUGGCGCAGCGCUAUCCCGAGGAGUUUCCAGCCUACGCGGCGCAGACCGCCACGCUCAUACCUGGCCUGCACUCCAAAGCGCUGAGUAAGUUUCUGGCCUGGGUGGCCUGCUUCAUUUCCAUCUAUUAUUGGUGCUACACUUGUCCUGUAGCUUGUGGCUACUAG
Symbiodinium natans is the source of this 705-nucleotide messenger RNA. The record is from the annotation of a GenBank genome assembly. NCBI's taxonomy places the organism in Eukaryota, Dinophyceae, Suessiales, Symbiodiniaceae.